UAUUUAUAAACAUGGUAAAGGCAUCUGUCUUGAGAAAGAAGAAUGAGGAGCAAUUGAACAAGGACUUAGAGGAGUUCAGAAAGAACUUGGCUGAGCUCAAAUUCAACAAAGCCUCUGCUUCCCAACAAAUGAAGGUAUCCAAGCUUAGAACUGUCAGAAAGGAUAUCGCUAGAGUUCUGACUGUUCUAAACACUAUGAAAAAGGACGAAGCUAGGGAGAAAUAUGCUAAGGCUAAGUACCAGCCAUUGGACUUGAGAGCCAAGAAGACCAGAAAAAUCAGAAGAAAAAUGACAAGACACCAGAGAAGAGCUACCACCCUCAAGGAGAGAAAGAGAGCCGAAAACUUCCCUCAAAGAACCUUUGCUGUCAUGCAAUAAGUUGAUAAUUACUUGAUAAAAAUCAAGCAUUAUUUA
Molecule: messenger RNA, 413 nt
Organism: Moneuplotes crassus
Lineage: Eukaryota; Ciliophora; Spirotrichea; Euplotida; Euplotidae
Source: the annotation of a GenBank genome assembly